Molecule: messenger RNA, 1579 nt
Organism: Scatophagus argus
Lineage: Eukaryota; Metazoa; Chordata; Actinopteri; Scatophagidae
Product: extracellular calcium-sensing receptor-like
Exons: 4
Biological process (GO): G protein-coupled receptor signaling pathway
Cellular component (GO): membrane
Molecular function (GO): G protein-coupled receptor activity
Source: RefSeq, a predicted model, not a curated record
GAUGGAUCUGAAGACAUACAGACGCUGCAGAGUCCAUACACUGACACAUCUCAGCUCCGAAUCACUAACAUGGUGUACAAGGCUGUUUAUGCAAUAGCACAUGCCAUUCAUAAUUCAGUGUGUCAGGAAACAAAUUCUACAACUCAGUGUGACAAAAUCACCAGGAUCGAGCCCAGAGAGCUUCUCACUCAGCUGAAGAAAGUAAAUUUUUCCCAAAAUGGUUAUGACGUGUCAUUUGAUGCCAAUGGGGAUCCUGUGGCCACAUAUGAGCUGGUAAACUGGCAAAAGAGUGAAAGUGGCAGCACUGAGUUGGUGACAGUAGGUUUCUAUGAUGCAUCACUGCCAGCAGGCCAGGAGUUCAGUAUCAACAGGAACCUCACCUGGAUGGAGGGCAGCACACAAGUCCCUGUGUCAGUGUGCAGUGACAGCUGUCCUCCAGGAACCCGUAAAGUGCUGCAGAAAGGAAAACCCAUCUGCUGUUAUGAUUGUAUACUGUGUCCUGAGGGAGAGAUUAGCAAUGCUACAGAUUCUCCUGAUUGUUUCCCUUGCCCCAGGGAGUUCUGGCCUAAUGCAGAGAGAGACACUUGUCUCCCUAAACCUGUAGAGUUUCUGUCCUUUGACGAGGUCCUAGGAAUCAUCCUGGCUGCAUUCUCAGUUGCUGGUGCCUGUCUUGCCAUUAUAACAGCGGCUGUGUUCUUUCAUCACAGGACAUCCCCGAUUGUCAGGGCCAACAACUCUGAGCUGAGCUUCCUGCUGCUCUUCUCCCUGACUCUCUGUUUCUUAUGUUCAUUAACUUUCAUUGGAGCACCCACUGAGUGGUCCUGCAUGCUGCGCCACACAGCAUUUGGGAUCACCUUCGUCCUCUGCAUCUCUUGUGUUCUUGGGAAAACAAUAGUUGUGUUGAUGGCCUUCAAAGCUACACUCCCAGGCAGUAACGUCAUGAAAUGGUUUGGUCCUCCACAGCAAAGAAUGACUGUGGUGUCUUUUACAUUUGUUCAAGUUUUAAUAUGUACCAUUUGGUUGGUUCUUAGUCCCCCUUUUCCAAUGAAAAACCUGACCACAUACAAAGAGAGGAUCAUCCUGGAGUGUGCAUUGGGCUCAGAUAUUGGGUUCUGGGUUGUGCUCGGGUACAUCGGCCUGCUGGCUGCCUUUUGCUUAGUGUUAGCUGUCUUUGCCCGCAAACUACCUGAUAAUUUUAAUGAAGCCAAGUUUAUCACCUUCAGCAUGUUGAUAUUCUGUGCAGUGUGGAUCACCUUUAUCCCAGCGUAUGUCAGCUCUCCUGGGAAAUUUACUGUGGCUGUGGAGAUAUUUGCCAUUCUGGCCUCCAGUUUUGGAUUAAUUCUGUGUAUAUUUGCUCCAAAGUGUUUCAUCAUAUUGUUGAAGCCAAAGAAGAACACAAAGAAACAUUUAAUGAACAAAAACUGAAGAUGAGACAUCAACAGUUAAGAUACUUGAAAUGUAGUUGUAUAUCAUACACCGAUCAGCCACAACAUUAAAACCACUGACAGGCGAAGUGAAUACCAUCAAUCAUCUUUUUACAAUGCAAUGUUUUGCUGGGAAUCCUCCAGUUCUGGCAGUU